Molecule: messenger RNA, 5694 nt
Organism: Oldenlandia corymbosa var. corymbosa
Lineage: Eukaryota; Viridiplantae; Streptophyta; Magnoliopsida; Gentianales; Rubiaceae
Source: the annotation of a GenBank genome assembly
AUGGCUAGGGUUUAUGACAAUUGGGAGAGGUUGGUUAGGGCGACGCUGAGGAGAGAACAGCUGCGGCAUACGGGACCAGGUGGACAUGAGAGGACUUCCAGCGGUAUUGCUGGUGCUGUUCCCGAUUCGCUACAGCGCACCACCAAUGUUAACGCUAUUCUUCAAGCUGCCGACGAAAUUCAAGCUGAAGACCCCAAUAUCUCGAGAAUUCUAUGUGAGCAGGCAUAUUCUAUGGCUCAGAGUUUGGACCCCAACAGUGAUGGCCGAGGCGUUCUACAGUUUAAGACUGGAUUAAUGUCUGUUAUUAAGCAAAAACUUGCGAAAAAGGAUGGGACGCCUUUUGAUCGUAGUCGUGAUAUUGAGAAACUGUGGGAGUUUUACCAACGCUAUAAAAGGCAGCAUAGAAUAGAAGACAUCCAGAAAGAAGAGGAAAGAUGGCGUGAAUCUGGAGCAUACAGUACUAAUAUUGGCGACUUGUCAGAAAUGAGAAGGGUAAUUGCCACCUUGAAGGCAUUAGUCGAAGUCAUGGAGGCCUUGAGCAAAGAUGCUCCUGAAGCAUUGGGAAAGAGAAUCACAGAUGAGUUAAGAAGGAUAAAAACAUCAGAUGCAACUCUAUCAGCGGAGCUCACCCCGUAUAAUAUAGUCCCUCUGGAAGCGACAUCUCUAACCAAUGCGAUUGGAUUUUUCCCAGAAGUCCGAGGUGCCAUAUCAGCUAUUAAAUGUAACGAACAAUUCCCCCAGCUUCCUGCUGAUUUUCAGGUUUCUGGGCAGCGAGAAGUGGACAUGUUUGAUCUGUUGGAGUAUGUGUUUGGUUUUCAGAGGGAUAAUGUCAGAAAUCAGCGUGAGAAUGUGAUCCUUGCUCUUGCAAAUGCACAGUCACGACUUGGCUUACCUGUUGAAGCAGAUCCUAAAAUUGAUGAAAAGGCAAUCAAAGAGGUCUUUCUAAAGGUGCUAGACAAUUACAUAAAGUGGUGCAGAUAUUUGCGUAUUCGCCUUGUUUAUAAUAGUUUAGAAGCCAUUAAUCGAGAUAGGAAGCUUUUUCUGGUCUCUCUAUACUACUGCAUAUGGGGUGAAGCUGCCAAUGUCCGCUUUCUUCCUGAAUGUAUCUGUUAUAUAUUCCACCAUAUGGCUAGAGAAUUAGAUGCAAUAUUGGAUCACGGAGAAGCUCACCCAGCUCCAAGUUGUACAACUGAAAAUGGUUCCGUGUCCUACCUUGAGCGAGUCAUCCGUCCUAUAUAUGUUGCAAUGGACGCAGAAGCAAAAAAUGGGGUUGGGAAAUCAUCUCAUGCAAAAUGGCGGAAUUAUGAUGACUUUAAUGAAUAUUUCUGGUCUCCUACUUGUCUUGAGUUGAGUUGGCCCAUGAAGGAGGAUUCAUCAUUUCUCUUAAAGCCUGGGAGAAGGAAAAGGACGGGUAAGAGUAACUUUGUUGAACAUAGGACAUUUCUCCACUUGUACCGAAGCUUCCAUCGCAUGUGGAUGUUUUUGGCGAUAAUGUUUCAGAUCUUGACUAUCAUAGCCUUCAACGAUGGAAGAAUUAAUCUCGACACUUUUAAGACAGUCCUUAGUGCUGGUCCCACAUUUGCAGUAAUGAACUUUUUGGAGAGUUCCCUGGAUGUCCUCCUUAUGUUUGGUGCUUACACAACCGCUAGAGGAAUGGCUAUAUCUAGGCUUUUCAUUAGGUUUUUCUGGUGGGCUGUGAGCUCUGUAUUUAUUACCUACAUGUACAUAAAAGUUUUACAGGAAAGAAAUGAUUCCAACUCUUUGUACUUUCGGAUCUAUAUCCUUGUGUUGGGAGUAUAUGCUGGGCUACGGCUUAUUUUGGCAAUAUUCUUGAAAAUACCUGCAUGCCACUCCUUUUCUGCGAUGGCUGAUCAGUCAUUUUUCCAGUUUUUCAAAUGGAUUUACCAGGAAAGAUAUUUUGUCGGCCGAGGUCUUGUCGAAAGGACAACCGAUUACAUAAGAUAUGUGGUUUUCUGGCUGGUCAUCUUCAUCUGCAAGUUCACAUUUGCCUACUUUCUUCAGAUUAAGCCCCUGGUGGAACCGACGAAUAUAAUAGUAAAGAUCCGUUCCUUGCAAUACUCGUGGCAUGACUUGGUAUCCAAGAAUAACAACAAUGCUCUGACACUAGCUAGCUUGUGGGCUCCUGUUGUGGCUAUCUAUCUCAUGGAUAUUCACAUUUGGUAUACUUUGUUAUCUGCAAUUGUUGGUGCUGUGAUGGGUGCACGGGCCCGUUUAGGAGAGAUCCGUUCAAUUGAAAUGGUACAUAGACGCUUUGAGAACUUUCCAGAAGCUUUUGUCAAGAAUCUUGUUUCACCUCUGGCGAAAAGGAUGGCUUUUGAGAGGCCUUCAUCGCAGGCUCCUCAAGAUAAUAACAAAGAGUGUGCAGCUAUGUUUUCUCCAUUUUGGAAUGAAAUCAUAAAAAGCCUACGUGAGGAAGACUAUAUCAGCAACAGGGAGAUGGACUUGCUGUCAAUGCCUAGUAACAGGGGAAUGAUCAGAUUAGUUCAAUGGCCUCUUUUCCUUCUUAGUAGUAAGAUUUUAUUGGCAAUUGACUAUGCUCUGGACUGCAAAGAUACACAAACAGAUCUAUGGAAUAGACUAUGCAAGGAUGAAUAUAUGGCUUAUGCUGUUCAAGAGUGCUACUACAGCAUAGAAAAAGUUCUGCAUUCUCUGGUGGAUGGAGAGGGGAGACUCUGGGUUGAAAGAAUAUUUCGUGAAAUCAACAACAGUAUUCAAGAGGGUUCUCUUGUCAUCACAUUAAAUCUUAAGAAGCUGCCUAUGGUGCUGUCACGAUUUACGGCAUUGACAGGACUGCUGAUAAGAAACGAAACUCCAGAACUAGCCAAAGGUGCUGCAAAAGCCAUUUUUGAUCUGUAUGAGGUGGUUACCCAUGAAUUAUUGUCUACAGAUCUAAGGGAGCAGCUUGAUACGUGGAAUAUAUUGGCCAGGGCUAGAAAUGAAGGGAGGCUGUUUUCGAGGAUUGAGUGGCCCAAGGAUUCUGAAAUUAAAGAGCAGGUCAAAAGGUUGCACCUGCUUCUCACAGUGAAGGAUUCUGCAGCUAAUAUACCGAAGAACCUUGAAGCAAGGAGAAGAUUGGAAUUUUUCACAAAUUCAUUGUUUAUGGACAUGCCAGCAGCGAAGCCAGUCUGUGAAAUGAUGCCCUUCUGUGUCUUCACACCGUACUACAGCGAGAUUGUUCUUUAUAGUUCCAAUGAUUUGCGGGCUGAAAAUGAAGAUGGCAUAUCCACCCUUUUCUAUCUCCAGAAAAUAUUUCCAGAUGAAUGGGAGAAUUUCCUGGAACGAAUUGGACAUGGUGAUAGUGCUGAUGCUGAAAUUCAACGAAGUUCUAGUGAUGCCUUGGAACUCCGGUUUUGGGCGUCUUACAGAGGGCAAACUUUAGCUCGGACAGUUAGAGGCAUGAUGUAUUACAGAAGAGCGUUGAUGCUACAGAGUUUCUUGGAAAAGAGAUCCAUGGGAGAUUCUUAUUCCCAAAUAAGUUUUCCCCGCACUCAAGGUUUUGAGUUGUCACCUGAAGCUCGAGCACAAGCGGAUAUAAAAUUCACUUAUGUAGUUUCAUGUCAAAUUUAUGGGCAACAAAAGCAAAGCAAACGUCCGGAGGCUGCUGAUAUUGCUCUUUUGUUGCAAAGGAAUGAGGCACUUCGUGUUGCUUUUGUGCAUGUGGAGGAGUCUGUUGAUACGGAGGGAAAGGUGAAAAAGGACUUCUAUUCAAAACUCGUAAAAUCUGAUGGACAUGGGAAAGAUCAGGAAAUAUUUUCGAUAAAACUCCCUGGGGAUCCAAAACUUGGGGAGGGAAAGCCUGAAAACCAAAACCAUGCAAUAAUUUUUACACGUGGUGAUGCUGUGCAAACAAUUGACAUGAAUCAGGAUAACUACCUUGAAGAAGCCAUGAAAUUGAGGAACCUGCUUGAGGAAUUUCGUGGAAAACACGGACUUCGCCCUCCAACUAUUCUUGGAGUGAGAGAGCAUGUCUUCACAGGAAGUGUUUCUUCUUUGGCUUGGUUCAUGUCCAACCAAGAGACUAGCUUCGUGACACUGGGCCAGCGGGUUUUGGCAAAACCUCUCAAAGUUCGUAUGCACUAUGGUCACCCAGAUGUCUUUGAUCGUGUUUUUCAUAUUACUCGUGGUGGGAUUAGUAAAGCAUCGCGUGUGAUUAAUAUUAGUGAAGAUAUCUAUGCAGGGUUUAAUUCAACGCUGAGGCAGGGUAAUAUUACUCAUCAUGAGUAUAUUCAGGUUGGAAAGGGAAGAGAUGUAGGCUUGAACCAAAUUGCAACAUUUGAAGGCAAGGUUGCUGGUGGCAACGGAGAACAAGUUCUGAGCAGGGAUGUUUACCGGCUGGGACAACUUUUUGAUUUUUUCCGAAUGUUGUCAUUCUAUUUCACCACUGUCGGUUAUUACGUUUGCACCAUGAUGACUGUUCUGACAGUAUAUAUAUUUCUCUAUGGAAGAGCAUAUCUUGCGUUUUCUGGAGUAGAUAGGGGGAUUUCUAAAGAAGCUAAAAUAUUGGGGAAUACUGCAAUAGAUGCUGUUUUAAAUGCUCAAUUCUUGGUCCAAAUUGGAGUUUUCACUGCCGUUCCUAUGAUAAUGGGCUUCAUACUAGAGCUUGGCUUGCUGAAGGCUAUUUUUAGCUUUGUCACCAUGCAACUUCAACUAUGUUCUGUCUUCUUCACAUUCUCUUUGGGAACCAGAACACAUUACUUUGGGCGUACCAUCCUGCAUGGAGGUGCAAAGUAUCGACCAACUGGACGAGGAUUUGUUGUGCAACACAUAAAAUUUGCGGAAAAUUAUCGGCUGUAUUCAAGAAGUCAUUUUGUCAAGGCGCUGGAAGUGGCAUUGCUUCUUAUAGUAUACAUUGCUUAUGGCUAUGUAGAUGGAGGUCAUGCCGUCUCUUUUAUUUUACUUACUCUGAGCAGUUGGUUCCUUGUAAUAUCAUGGCUCUUUGCUCCUUACAUCUUCAAUCCAUCUGGCUUUGAGUGGCAAAAGACUGUGGAGGAUUUUGAUGAUUGGACGAGCUGGCUGAUGUAUAAAGGUGGAGUCGGUGUUAAGGGUGAAAGUAGCUGGGAGUCCUGGUGGGAUGAAGAACAGAUGCAUAUCCAGACCUUGAGAGGACGUAUACUAGAGACCAUUUUAAGCUUAAGAUUCUUUAUAUUUCAAUACGGAAUUGUAUACAAGCUCAAACUAACUGGGAGUGACACUUCACUUGCGAUCUAUGGCUUCUCUUGGAUCGUCCUGGUCGGAAUCGUCCUGGUUUUUAAGAUUUUCACUUUUAGCCCUAAAAGGUCCACAAACUUCCAACUGAUGCUCCGAUUUACUCAAGGAGUUACAUCAUUGGGACUUAUCGCUGCCCUUUGCCUUGUGGUGGUCUUUACCCAACUCUCUGUGCCGGACUUGUUUGCCAGUGUGCUUGCAUUUAUUCCCACCGGAUGGGCCGUUAUAUGUCUUGCAAUCACUUGGAAGAAGAUCGUGAGGAGCCUAGGGCUUUGGGAUUCAGUGAAAGAGUUUGCCCGAAUGUAUGAUGCUGGGAUGGGCAUGCUGAUAUUCGCCCCGAUUGCAAUGUUAUCUUGGUUCCCAUUCAUUUCCACUUUCCAGUCUCGCUUGCUCUUUAACCAAGCCUUCAGUCGCGGAUUGGAGAUCUCCCUGAUUUUAGCUGGGAACAAAGCAAACGUUGAGGUGUAG